This is a messenger RNA of Zingiber officinale, 780 nucleotides long. RefSeq names its product bax inhibitor 1-like. Lineage: Eukaryota; Viridiplantae; Streptophyta; Magnoliopsida; Zingiberales; Zingiberaceae. Bases 286 to 780 code for a protein of 164 amino acids. The transcript is spliced from 4 exons. Gene Ontology annotation, cellular component: membrane. The record is from RefSeq and is a predicted model, not a curated record.
UCACCAAGAGCAAGAAAGCCAUCUUCUUCACCGUCCCGAGGCCUUUACGCCGACGUGCUCGCAAAAGCACCUCCCUGGAUUUGUGGAAAAGGAUGGGGAGCUGCAUGCCAAAGGCGUGGACACCAUUGCCUGCAUCUCGGUCAACGACGCUUCCGUGAUGCAUGCCUGGAAGAAGGAUCUCAACAUUAGGGACGAGGUUUUGCUACUCUUCGACGGAAACAGGGAGGUUUUGCUACUCGCACGAACCCCCGAGACGCUCCCAGAAGAAACCAACGUUUAAUCAUCAUGGCGUAUAAAGGGCGAAGGGAGAACACGCCUUCUCUCCUCGCCCGGAGACUUCGAUCUGUUUUCAUUGUUCGCCGAGAGAGAGAUAGAGAAGAGAGAGAGAUGGAUGCGUUCUUCCAAUCCCGAUCUCAGUCCCAUGGCGGAUGGACUCGGAAUUCCUUCAAAAAUUUUGGUCAGAUCCCUUCGAAUGUUCAAAAUCAUAUGAUGCUGGUUUACUUGACGCUAUGUUGCGCGCUCGCGGCAUCAGUGGCUGGAGCUUAUCUCCACAUUUUGAUGAACAUUGGCGGAUUUUUGACGAUGAUGGGUUGCUUUGGUAGCAUCAUGUGUCUGCUUUCCAUGCCUCCAUAUGAAGAGAAGAAGAGGUUUGGGCUUCUGAUGGCCGCAUCUGCUUUCGAGGGGGCUUCCAUUGGCCCUUUGAUUAGGCUUUCCAUUGAGUUCGACUCCAGAAUUCUUCUGAAACCUUUAACAGCAAGUGAUUUAGUAGCAACAUCUUGA